Molecule: messenger RNA, 5106 nt
Organism: Girardinichthys multiradiatus
Lineage: Eukaryota; Metazoa; Chordata; Actinopteri; Cyprinodontiformes; Goodeidae
Gene: ninl
Product: ninein-like
Exons: 31
Coding region: 222-4898 (1558 amino acids)
Biological process (GO): microtubule anchoring at centrosome
Cellular component (GO): centrosome
Molecular function (GO): calcium ion binding
Source: RefSeq, a predicted model, not a curated record
CAGUGUGUGUGCAUAUGAUCUCCGCUUCUGUUUGAUCCAGUCAGUCCGGGUCUCGGUUCUCCGGGUCAGCAUCUACGGUAACUCUGCCUCUGGCUCGGUUCUGUAACGGUGGUCUGUCCGCAGAUUCAAUAUCUCCUUUAUGAAGGAACCGUAAGGUUUGGACCGGACCGGACCGGAUCAGAACUUUCUGUCGGUGAGAAGCCACAGCGUGAUGCGUCCUGAUGGAGGAGGAGGAGGAGCACAGUCACUACGUGGCGCAGCUGAAAGCCGAGUUCAAGAGCUGCGACACGACGGCCACGGGCUUCCUGGACAGAGAUGAGCUGACGGAGCUGUGCAGGAAGCUGCAGCUGGACGCACAUCUGCCGCUGCUGCUGGACACACUGCUGGGAGAGCGCCCAUACGGCAGGGUGAACUUUGAGGAGUUUAAGGACGGCUUCGUGGCCAUUCUGUCCCGCUGUCUGGACUUCAGCACCUCUGAGGACAACAGCAGCUACCUGGAGCCAGACAUCCCACAGGAGGUGAAACCGAAAUUCGUGAAGGGAACGAAGCGUUACGGCCGCCGUUCUUGCCCUGAAACUCUACCUAAUGCUGGCCUCAGCUGUGACUCAGAGGAGUCUACUCCAUCCAGAACUGAAGCUGCGGACUCCUCACCGCCCGGCGUCCGCAGAGCCAAACUGAGACGGUCUACUUCUCUGGAGAGUGUGGAGAGCCUGAAGUCUGAUGAAGAGACAGGAAGUGCCAGGAUCAACCAGCCGCUCUUUCAGAAUAAAGCGGAUGAGGAGGACGGAGGAGGCCGUGGUGUCCUGACAGCGGUGUGUGAUCACCUGGCUCUGCAGGAGGUGGACGAGCUGCUCAGGAGGCUGGAUGCUGACCUGGAGGGCAGAGUCACUGUCAGAGAGUUCAGUAAGGCUCUGUGGAGCUCCGCCCCUACUUUAAGCUCCACCCCUGUGCGAUCAGCUGACCUGCAGAGGGCGCUACACAGAAACCAGCAGCUUGUAAAGGAGGAGGGCCCGGUCCGCUCUGCGGCGCCCUCCCUGCUGCUGGCCACCGUGGGUCAGAGGGUCCUCAGCCGGCUGGAUGACGGGUCGGGAUGCACCAGCCCGGAGCGGGUGGCGGCACUGUGGACGGAGGAGGGGAUCAGGAACAGCCAGGAGAUUCUGCAGACUCUGGACUUCCCUCUGGAGGAGCGGCUCAGUCUGGCUGAUCUGACUCUGGUUCUGGACAACGAGCUGCUGGUCAGCGGGAACGGCAUCCACCAGGCGGCGCUCAUCUCCUACAAGACCGAGAUCCAGCACCUGCAGGAGGUGGCGGAGCAGGCCUGCAGGGAGCGGGACAAGCUGAGAACCGACCUGGACCUGGCCCGACAGAGGAACCUGCAGCUGGUCAGGGAGGUGGACGACCGCCACGCCAGCAUGGAGACGCUCAACGAGAGCAAGAUCAGGGACCUGGAACAGGACUUCAGGGAGCGGCUGGCGUCGCUGCGCUGCCAUUCGGAGCAGGAGAGCGAGGCGCUGCUGCAGCAGGUGGAGCGGGAACGCAGCGCGCUGCAGGAGGAGCUGCAGCUGCUCAGAGCGCAGGAGGCGGAGCUUCAGGAGGAGCUGAGCAGCACCGCACAGGAGAAGCAGCAUCUGGAGGACGAGCUGAACGCUGUAAAGAUGAAGCUGAGUGAAGCAGAGAGUUCAGUGCAGCGACUGCAGAGAGACCUGGACCAGCUGCUGCAUCACAAGUUUGGCAGUUUGGACCUGUCUGGCGCCACCCUGAGUCACGAGGAACGGUUCUCUGAGCUCUUAAGGGAGUAUGAGCUCCAGCGCCGGGAGCUGCAGGACAGAAAUGAUGAGCUGAGCUCUGAGCUGGAGCUGCUGAAGAGUCACAGGAGCAGCAGGAAGUCCCACCUGCCAGCAGGAGGCGACGUCAGCGAGCUGAGCUGGAGUCAGCAGCACUCAGAUGAUUCAGAGAUGAAGAGCAGCUCGUCUUCAGCGGGGAGGAAGAGACUGCUGCCGGGCGAUAAGAUGGCUCUGUCCUCGCUGGACCUCUCCGGUCCCUCUGUCAGCAUCCACACUGAGUUGGCCCUGCAGCAGCUGAAGGAGAACCAUGAGCAGGAGCUGCAGCAGCUUCAGAUCCAGCUGGAGACACAGGGUAACUACUACGAACGGCAGCUGGACAUGAUGAAGCAGAACAUUGAGGUGGAGCGGAAGGACAUCUCCCAGGCCUUUAAGCUGGAGAUCAGUGAGCUGGAGGAGCAGAAGGCUCAGGUGGAGCUGCAGGUGAAGCAGCUGAAGGAGACAGUGGACAGACUGCAGACCCAGGUCCAGCAGGGAGGAGGAGGGAGGAGCAGCGAGGUGGAGCGCAGGAUCCAGUGGGAGCGGGCCGAGCUCGAGCAGAACUACGCCAGAGAGAUCAGUAACCUGGUCCAGAGACUGAGCGGAGAGAAGGACCAGCUGGAGGCCGAGAUGAAGCUCAAGAUGGACCAGGAAGUGAUGCGUGUCAGGGAAGAGAUGCAGACGCAGCAGGAGGAGAAGAGGAGGAUGAAGGAGGAGGUCUGCAGCCUCCAGGAGGCUGCUCUGAGGUCCAGUCAGACGCAGGCAGGACUGGAGGAGGAUCUGGAAGCUUCCAGGAGGAGGAGCUCAGAGCUGCAGACCCAGCUGGAGGAGAGCAUCACUUAUCUGGAGUCUCAGGAGGUUCGGAACAAACGUCUGGCCUCAGAGAAAGGCAGCAUGGAGGGUGAGCUGCAGCAGGUGAGGAAAAAGGAGGCGGAGCUCCUGGAUCAGAUGGACCAGCUGAAGGCGGAGCUUACAGACCGUAGUUACUCCUCCUCGCUACAGACUGUCACCUUCCUCAGGUCUGAGCUGGAGAAAUUGCAGGCGGCUCCGGGGAGCAGAACCGAGUCCAUCUCCAGACUCACAACUGAACUUGACUCCUUGAAGAUGGACCGGGACCGUUUUAUCCAGGACCUGAAGGAGCAGGCCAUGGCCGUGGACACAUUGCAGUUGCAGCUGGACGCUGUCUCUGAGGAGCUGGACCAGAGGAAGAGAAGUGAGGCUGCACUUCAGGAGGCUUUGCUGGAGGAGCAGAACCGGGCUUCAGAGCUCCAGUCCAGUUUAACAGAGGAGAAAGAUGAGGUGACUUACCUGAGCCAGGAGAACAGCACCUACAUGCGGCUGGUGUACCAGCUCUCCACCCAGAUCGUGGAGAUGGAAGAGGAGAUCUCCUCCCUUAGGGAGCACCUAAGAGGCCUCAGCUUGCAGCUCAACGACACCGCAGAUCUGGUUCUGGAUCUGCGACGCCAGCUCAACUCCAGAACAAGUCGGGUGGAGCGACUUCAGUCCGAGGCUGGGGACAGGACCUCCAAGCAGGUCCUAUUUCUACAGCGGGCCUUGCAGGACUCUCAGAACCAGUUGACAAGCACCCAGGAGGACUUUGACAGGGAGAAGAGGAGGCUGGCCCAGCGGCUGAUGGAGCUGGAGAACCUAGUUCUGGACCUGGAGGAUGUGACGGAGGCGGCCAGUCCUCACAGGACUCAGCUGGAGGAGGUCCGAUCGGAAAACGCAGCUCUGCAGGAGAGGCUGAAGGUUCUGCAGCAGGAGGUCCAGAACCUGGAAGAUGAGGCUGAGAAGAAAAGGAGGAGGUUGCAGGAGAUGGAGAGAGAACAUGAGAGGAGCAGAGAGGAAGAGGAGCGGCUGCACAGAGAGAACUCGAGGUAUCGUGAGGAGGUUCUGGACCUGAGCAGCAGAAACUUGAAGCUCAGCAGUGACAACGGUGACCUCAGCAAUCGUCUCCGUGGAGAGCAGGAGUCGGUCCGGAUGCUGCAGGAGCGCCUGGCAACGGUUUCCAAGGAGCAGGACGAGGGAGCUGUUGUGCAGCGGCUGCAGGAGGAGCUGAGCUCCUUUAAGGAGAAGCUGAGCAUCCAAUCAGACCUGGAGGCGGAGCUUAGUGGAGUGAGGGUGAAGCUGCAGAAGGUGAAGGAGGAGAAGGAGAAGCUGCAGAGAGAUGCAGAGAACUGGAGCCAUCAGGUGGAGCAGCUGCACCAGCAGGUCGUCUCUAUGCAGGCGGAGGCCGAUCUGCUCCGCUUUCAGCUGCUCGUCGCCACUCAGGAGAAACUGGGCCACGCCCAGGAAGUGACGGAGCUCCACAGGAAGCUGCGGGAGGCGCUCAGUAAGGUGGAGGAGAUGCAAGCAGAUGUCAGGAGGCUGAUGGAGGAGAAGGAGGAGCUUCAUCAGAACCUCCAGGAGGAGACCCAUAUACUGAGGGUCCAGAACCAGGAGCUCCAACAGCAGCUGUCUGAGCUGCAGGUCCAGGACGUUCAAGUCCAGAAACUAAGCCAGGAGCACCAGAACCUGAGGUCCAGAUUAGACAAGGUGGAGACCGCCCGGACACAGGCUCAUGACCAGGUGCUGCGAUCGGAUGCUGCCCUCAGCGUGGCGAAGGCGCAGCACCUGCGGCAGCGGCAGCAGCUGCAGGAGCAGGUGGGCUGCAGGGAGCAGGUGGAGCAGCUGCAGCUACAGCUGCAGCUGGAGCAGAUGAGGAGUCAGCAGCUGGAGGAGAAGAUUACGCUGCAAGUCCAGCACAGCAGAUCUCAGAUCAGCAUGAAGCAGGAACAGUUUGAUAAGACCACAGCAGCGCUGAAGCAGCAGGCAGACGAGCUGGAGGUCCAGCUGAAGGCUCUCCGCUUGGUUCUGCAGGAUAAGGUCCAGGAGUUUAAGGAGCAGAUGGAGAAGAACAAGAAGAUGAGCAGCAUGCUGAAGGAUCUGUAUGUGGAGAACUCACAGCUGGUGAAGGCGCUGCAGAUCACCGAGCAGCGUCAGAAACAGGCAGAGAAGAAGAACUUUAUGCUGGAGGAGAAGGUUGGCGCGCUCAAUGAGCUGCUGAAGGAGGUGGUCGCCACUGUGCUCGCCACGUGAGCUCAGCCUGCGGAGACGCUGGCUAAUCAGCAGCUGAUGAUCCACCAAUCAGGUGUCAGAUCAUUCUGUUUAUGCUGCUGGAGCUUCUGGAGGUGAGACAGUCUGAGCUGCUGAGAACAUCAUCAAACUGGACUCAAAGCUUAUUUUUAUGUAAAUGGAGGUUUUAUUAUUUUAUUAAAAUAUUUGCUGAUUUUUCUGUCUGAACUGA